Messenger RNA from Vitis vinifera (wine grape), 498 nucleotides. Its product is annotated as S-adenosyl-L-methionine:benzoic acid/salicylic acid carboxyl methyltransferase 3. Gene Ontology annotation, biological process: methylation. The coding region runs from base 1 to 498 and encodes 165 amino acids. Lineage: Eukaryota; Viridiplantae; Streptophyta; Magnoliopsida; Vitales; Vitaceae. Gene Ontology annotation, molecular function: S-adenosylmethionine-dependent methyltransferase activity. The record is from RefSeq and is a predicted model, not a curated record. The transcript has 2 exons.
AUGGAAGUAGCUCAAGUUCUUUGCAUGAAGGGAGGAAAUGGGGAUACCAGUUACACACAAAACUCACUACUUCAGAAAAAAGUAAUAUCCUUGACAAAGCCCAUUACCCAGGAAGCCAUAUCAAAUCUCUACUGCAACAACUUUCCGGCCAGCCUAUGCAUUGCAGACUUAGGUUGUUCUUCUGGACCCAACACUUUUUUUGCAGUCUUGGAAAUUGUUGCCACAGUGGACAAGGUGCUCAAGAAAAUGGGGCAUCAAUUGCCCGAAAUUCAAGUGUUUUUGAAUGAUCUUCUGGGGAAUGAUUUCAACACUAUUUUCAAAUCCUUGCCCAAGUUCCAAAAGGAUCUUGAGAAAACAACAGGAGCAGGAGCUGAAUCAUGUUUCGUAACCGGAGUUCCAGGUUCUUUCUAUGGCAGGCUCUUCCCCAGCGAAAGUCUUCAUUUUAUCCAUUCUUCUUACAGUCUCCACUGGCUGUCUCAUGUGAAUCUUUGCUCUUAA